UGAUGGCGGCCGGCCGGCGCCUGCACCCUCCGCGAUCGUAGGAAUGGCCAGGGAGCGUUGCUCCGUAGUGUUUUUCUGUCACCGAGGACAAGGCGCGCGAGAAUUCGGCGACGAGAGGCGAGGUGGUGAAUCGAGACACGUGAAAGUUAAUUAUUAUCGUUCGACGGAAACGGUAGAGACCGUGUCGCGCCGGCGGCCACGUUUACUUUCGAUUCCGCCCCCGUGGGUUCUCCCAGGAAUCGAGCCAGGCGACCACCGAGGAUCCGUCCGCGGGUGGUGAUGGUGACCGUGUUCGCGUAUGGAUCGUCGACAUGGGUGGCGAUCCCUGAGCAACGUGCCGCCCCACGAUCGCUUCGCUGAGAUCGCCGGCGACCCGGUGCUAGUAUCCGUCGACAGACGGGACCCUCUUGAAUGAGAGCUCGCGCGUAUCCCAACGGGACACUCGCUAGUCGUCGUAAUCGCGCCGGUACCGACGAAGAGGGUCAUCGCCACGAAGUGACGAGGGUCACGCGUCAUCGUUUUUGAUCCACGCCGGAGAAAUCAGCGAGGAGCAACGAUACUUUCGGGCGAUGGCGAGCUUCAUCAAUUCGACAGCACAAUUUUUCAACGAUGCGUACGAUUACUACCUCUGGACGCUGUCCCUCGCAGACGAGAGGACGAGAGGAUGGUUAUUGGUUGACUCGCCGAAACCAACGUUAAUAUAUACGAUGUUGUACCUCCUCAUCGUCUGGGCGGGUCCUAAGGUCAUGAAGAAACGAAAAGCUUUCAAAUUAACGUGGGCAUUGGUGCCCUACAACCUUGCCAUGGCCUGUCUUAAUGCUUAUAUUGCCAUUCAGUUGUUCGUAGCUUCCACAAGGUUACAAUAUAGUUAUGUAUGCCAGCCAAUAAGGCAUAUCACGCGUCCCGAUGAGCUUCAGAUUGCUGACGCGGUUUGGUGGUACUACUUUAGCAAGCUUCUGGAAUUUUGCGAUACAUUCUUCUUCAUUUUGCGGAAGAAGGACAAUCAGUUGAGCUUCCUCCACGUUUAUCAUCACUCCACCAUGUUCUCGUUAUGGUGGAUCGGUAUUAAAUGGGUACCGAGCGGAUCCACUUUCCUGCCAGCGAUGGUGAACAGCUUCAUCCACGUGCUGAUGUACUCGUACUACGGACUCGCCGCGUUAGGUCCUUCGGUAGCUAAAUAUCUCUGGUGGAAGAAGUACUUGACGAUCCUCCAGCUCAUCCAGUUCACGAGCGCCUUGAUUCUGGGGGUCAACGGCAUCCGUUCGGGAUGCGACUUCCCCCUCUGGAUGCAGUACGCCCUCGUAAUUUACAUGAUGUCUUUCAUCGUCUUGUUUGGGAAUUUCUACGCCAAAGCCUACAUCGCGAAGGGUAAACAGGUGUACGCGGAGAAGCGGCUCGAGAAGCUAAAAGCCGCCGAGAAGAUGUUGAUGAUGAGCACGCAACUCGACGGCGCGGUCAGCAACGGGAAGAUCGCGAACGGGUACGCGAACGGGCACGCGAACGGCUACACGAACGAGACGACCAAGAAGAAGACCCAAUGAGGCGAUUCUCCCCGAGGGUGUCCCUAUCGGGAUACCCGAUCCACCGUACUCGCGACACACGACGAAGAAGAAAUAGUCAUGGUCAUCAGUCGGCGUCGAGUGGUGCGUCGUGGUCGACAGGAGUAGUUUAACGUUAAAUAAAUAAAUAAAAACACGAAAAAAGGGCCAAGGGGAAAAAAGAAACGGAAAUUUCUCGCUUAGAUCCCGCACAUUGCCGGGUUUGUGCUUUCGCGAGGCAAAAAUUUAGCACCGUGAUUCCAAAGUUAUCGGAUCAGCAAUUGUACAUUCGCGACGCCACGCUGAUUCCAGCAACUGUACAUAUAUUAACAGACAUACGCUGAAGAGACGGUUCAGAACCGAAUGCGUUUCGUAGCGAUUAGCGCCUGCAGGGAUGAGAGUUCGCACGUGAAUAAAUUAUGUAUUUAGGGGCCUGAAGAGCGGAAAGAUUUAUGUAUCACUUAUAUGAAGAUAAAUAGCAAAAUAUCAGAAAAGCAAACGAUCUUUCUUUCAAGAGGGAGUCAGAGUCGACGAAUAAGUUUUUCCCUAAAUGUAAGAUUAUCCGGAAAAAUAGUCGUAACGGAAGGAGGGAAAUGUGCGCGUAUGUGUGCGUGUAUAGAUGAAAAUAGAGAAGUAAACUGUCAGGGAAAAAACGGAAGAAAGGAGAACGGCGAAAGAGACUUUCGAUGGAAAAGCUUACAACGGAAGAUUGUCAUAAAAGGGUUAAAGUUAAGGUAAGGUCUAGAAAGAAACAGGAACGCUCGAAACUCAAUGCGAUCCGUCAGUUUGUGAAAAUUACGAGAUGUAUGCGAAUGUGUGCGUAUAAUAUAUAUUGAAACUGAUUGGAUUAAACUUCGCAAGUGCCGUUUCGCGUACGAGCAACAGUUCUGUAUGAAUCGAUGCUUAGAAGUCACAAUUCGGGAUGCCUAUCACGCAGUUAUAUUUCUGAAUGAUCUGCACAGAAACGGGGAGGUAUACGCGAUACACGGAGAUCCGCUCGCUUUCGUCAAAACAAACAUACAUUUAAAUAUGAUAUAAUCGACAGAUUUCUGUUCGUUUUCAAGUGUAGAUUUGAGUAACUAGGAAAAAAAAACAGGUAUUGCUCGAUUAAACGAGUUUUUAUACCGGCGCUUUUCUACAACGAGUAAUCCAGAUGUGUACAUACAAGUGACGCGCUUUCGCCGCAAUAAGGACUACGAGAGCAAUAAAAAAAAAUGUGAACAAUGAAAAAAUGCAGCAGAGAAAACGUCCACUGCGAUUGUUCUAUCACACAUCUUAAAUUACGGAGAAUCUGUCCUUCAUCCAACGUACGAUUUGUAUUCUUAUCUCGAAAUUUACGAACGGCAGUCAAUUAACAAUUAAAUAAAUUGCAAGAUAACCAUU
This is a messenger RNA of Temnothorax curvispinosus, 2921 nucleotides long. RefSeq names its product elongation of very long chain fatty acids protein 4-like. The record is from RefSeq and is a predicted model, not a curated record. Gene Ontology annotation, biological process: fatty acid elongation, saturated fatty acid; very long-chain fatty acid biosynthetic process; fatty acid elongation, polyunsaturated fatty acid. Gene Ontology annotation, molecular function: fatty acid elongase activity. The transcript has 7 exons. Gene Ontology annotation, cellular component: endoplasmic reticulum membrane. The coding region runs from base 570 to 1541 and encodes 323 amino acids. NCBI's taxonomy places the organism in Eukaryota, Metazoa, Arthropoda, Insecta, Hymenoptera, Formicidae.